UUUUGUCAGCGACUGAGCAGGUUCUGACCAAUGGGAUGCAUUCUUUCACGCGAGGCGUGACAGCACGGUAAACAGCGGAAGAUUCAACUCGAACAUGGCAGCGGAAAAAGUUCCCAAAUACGACAGACAAAACAGAAGAGGCAUGGUGUGCAGUGUAGCGAUCAGCAUGGAAUCACCGGUGAACCGACGGCCCAUCAUCUUCAACCCGGACUUCUUCGUAGAGCGGUUGAGGCACGAGCGUCCACAGGCCUUCACGGAGCUGGUGCUGAGCAACAUCACGCGCCUCAUCGACCUGCCCGGCGACGAGUUCGCCCAACUCACCGGAGAAGCGGAGCCCAGACUACCAGCACCGGCGGGCGGAUUUCUGCGUUCUCUCAACUUCCUCAAACGCAAAGCAGAGAAAGGGAUGGUGUUUGGAUCGUCCCUGACGGAGGAGGGCAUAGCCCAGAUCUACCAGCUCAUAGACUACCUCAGCAAGAACCUCCAUGUGGAGGGCUUGUUCCGGGUCCCAGGCCACAGUGUUCGCCAGGCGGCCCUGAGAGAGAUGCUGAACACCGGGGCUGAGAUUGACCUGGAGACGGGGGCCUUCCACCCCAACGACGUGGCCUCGCUGCUCAAGGCCUUCCUGGGAGAGCUGCCCGAGCCGCUGCUCACUCACAGACACUACCACGCUCACCUGAAGAUAGCUGAGCUGACCCAGUUUGACCAGCAGGGGAACAAGACGGGCGUCCCGGACAAGGAGCGCCAGAUCCAGGCCUUCCAGCUGCUCUUCAUGCUGCUGCCCGCCCCCAACCGCAGCCUGCUCAAGCUGCUGCUGGACCUGCUGUACCACACGGCCCGGCAGCAGCACGCCAACAAGAUGUCCGCCCUCAACCUGGCCACCAUGUUCACCCCGCACGUCCUCUGGCCCAGGAACUUAACAGCCAGUGAUCUGCAAGGCAACAUCAAGAAGCUGAAUGAUGUGGUGGCCUUCUUAAUCAAACACUCACAGAAGCUGUUCAGGGCACCUGUCUAUAUCAAAGAGUAUGCCCGUUUAUACUUCACUGGAUCAAACACCCUACUGGCAAAGGAUGACCUGGCUCUGUGCUCUGGGGCGGGGGGCGGGGCUGGGGGAGGGGGAGCGGAGUUCAUCCCAUGCUCCACCUCCACGGGGUCAGGUGGAGGAGCAGGAUCGGGAGGCGGAGGAGCAGGAUCGGGAGGCGUGGUCCGUGCGGGCAGUCACACUGAGGUGGCUCUGAGGGAGCUGUACCAGCAGGUCAGCACCAUGCCUGAGUCUGCCAAGAAGAAGCAGCUCAUCAGACAGUUUGAGAAGCAGCUUCCUGGAACCCCCGUGUGUGACAUUCAGACGCCACCUCACAGCAGGAAGCAGCAUCACCGACGAUCGCGCUCCUUCGGUGGAAUCAUAAAAAGGAGGGUUCUAGGAGGCCAGGGUAGCAGCAGCCUGGAGACUCCAGGCCCCAGAGUUCCAGUGGAGAGCCAGGGCAAGGAGAACAACAGCUUCACAGGAAAGCCUCUGUCCCUGAAGAGGAUCUUCCUCUCUCCAGACCAGAGAGAGACGUCUGUCUGACCCUGCUUACACGCAGGAAAAGACGGCAUUACAGAGGAGAGGAAACAAGGGUGCUCAAAUGGAUCUUUUCCUUUCCAAACACCAAUGAGCCGCUGCAGUGGCCAGUCAAACCAAACAUUAUGUCAUAUUUCCAGUGUGGGUAGAUGGACCAAGUCAGAUCAUACAGAGCUCACCAGACAAACAUGGCUUCUGAACGCCAUUGACAUACUUAUUAUAUGCAAAACUGGAAAAUUGGUUGCAUGUUUGCGUUGGAGAACAUUUCUCUUUGUAGCCUUAGUGACUGGUCUUGUUUUUAUCCAGCUAUGACUGUAUGGUGCAUGGUAGCUCCAUGAACUCACUGUGAAAUUCAUUUUCUUCAGUUUUUUCUUAAUUUACUUAACGCUUUAAAUUAAAUAUUUGAGAUGUUAAACAGCAUUACAUUCCAUACUACCUGGAAGACUAGAUUUGAAGUGCAAAAAGCUUUGUUGUUUUUCCCCCUCUCUGAGCUGCCCUUGACCUUUAGCAUGCAUUCUGAGGUAUAAUUAAUUAUCUUUUGUGUGAAUUAUAAAGAUUUAUUGUGGUCCUAGACUGUUAUACCUGCUGCGGUUGGUCUGAGCUUUCGUAGAUUCAGCUAGGUGGUGACCCACUGCUGAAUUAGUUUCUAUAUGUGCCUUAAUUUCAUAUUUUAAGUAUUUAAGUUUUAAAUUGCAUUCUAUAUUUUAUUUAAUCAUAAUUUAAACAUCAAGCAUCAUCAUUUUCAUUAGCUGAAAGUAUACUUAGCCAGCUGUAUGUGUUUAGCUAGCAGCAAGAGUAGGGCUACAACUAACUCAAUCCAAUAUGGUUAAACUAUUCUCUUAGAUAAUGCUAGUACAGCAAAUCUGCUGCUAGCUUGCUGAAUGUGGUUAGCUAGUAGAGGAAGUACAGUAGAGCUCUAGCUAGCUGCAUGUACUUUACUAGCAGUGGGGAGAGGGCUGUAGCUAACUAGCAGUUUAUUGUCAGUGAGGAUAGGGCUGUAGCAAGCUAGCAUUGUGUGGUUAGCUAGCAGAAAGAGAAUAGUUGUUUUUGGAGCAUCAGUUGGUGAGGCAAAGCCAAAAGGGUAGUUCAUAUGUUUAUACAGUUGGUGUCAGCAUGUUUGUUGGGGAGCAGGUUCGUUCAGCCAAAGUCUUAAACUGUCAACACUGUGAUCUGUCUAUUUCAAACGUUUUUUUUUUCUGCCAAAAGAGCUUUCAUUCUCCUUGUGUUUUAUAAUCUUUGUCGUUGGUUUCACACAUUUUAUAACUUGUUUUUACUCGUGUUUUAUCUAUGCAAACUUUGAAAGAGGAGUUUACUUUCAUUAUGGUUUAUAUUGUUACAUGCAUGCAUAUCUGUCAGAGAGAACAUGUCAAGUCUGUCUUUUUUAAAGUUUUGACUUAUUGGGGGUAGCCAAAGUGGUGAGAACUAUUUCUGCAUUUCACACAGCCAGCUUAUUUCAACUGUUACAUAUUGAUACCUAAAUGUGAUUUAUACCUCGUAUCUCUGAUCAAAGAGAUGCAUAUUGUUUAUCACUGUGUUCUAAGUGCUAAUGUGAAGCUGUCCAACACUCCAGCAAUAAAAUACCCACAU
Hypomesus transpacificus is the source of this 3148-nucleotide messenger RNA. RefSeq names its product Rho GTPase activating protein 19 (gene arhgap19). The transcript has 11 exons. Gene Ontology annotation, cellular component: cytoplasm. The coding region runs from base 95 to 1567 and encodes 490 amino acids. NCBI's taxonomy places the organism in Eukaryota, Metazoa, Chordata, Actinopteri, Osmeriformes, Osmeridae. Gene Ontology annotation, biological process: signal transduction; regulation of small GTPase mediated signal transduction. The record is from RefSeq and is a predicted model, not a curated record. Gene Ontology annotation, molecular function: GTPase activator activity.